Molecule: messenger RNA, 1396 nt
Organism: Melanaphis sacchari
Lineage: Eukaryota; Metazoa; Arthropoda; Insecta; Hemiptera; Aphididae
Gene: jdp
Product: J domain-containing protein
Exons: 4
Coding region: 268-759 (163 amino acids)
Cellular component (GO): cytoplasm
Source: RefSeq, a predicted model, not a curated record
GUCACGCGCACGAUUGCGAUAGGGCGUGCAGCGGUAGCUGGCUAUACGAUAACGACGGCAACAGCGACGCACCACCGGUAGCAGCGGCGGCGGCGGCGACGACUACGGAUUUGUUUUGCCUAUGGUUUAUUUUUCUACCGUCCUUAGCCGGUUAAUACGAUCGUAACAAUCAACGAGCGCGGACGAAUCGCAUCGAUCACUAUAAUAUCUUUGACAGUGCACAAUAAUAUCAUUUUCUAAUACGCACGUCGAUUGAUUGCACGCGAGAUGACCAGCGUUUCGGAGAUACUGUCGUACGACAAGUCGGACCAAGACGAUUACUAUCAAAUGUUGGGAUGCGAUCAGACGUCUACGGUGGAACAAAUAAGCGCCGAAUUCAAAGUAAGAGCUCUUAAGUAUCACCCGGAUAAAAACUCCGGAGACAAGAAGGCCGAAGAAACGUUCCAGAAACUUAAUGAAGCCAAAGAAACACUGUGCGAUCCAGAAAAGCGGGCAACUUACGACAAAUGGAAGAAUAGCGGCGUGGCCGUUAGCUAUAAAACCUGGCUGAGCAACAAAGAACAUUUCCAACAAUCUAUGCACUGGGCACAAAUGAAUACUAAAGACAGAAUGCUUCCGGAAGGUGGUGAAGGGGCUUCGUCUUCAGUGGCAUCCAGGAGAGCAUCUGAAGGUGGAGUUAACUUAGGAGCCAAUAAAGUAAAAUGGGACACCAAGUCUAAUGCGGACAUUAUUAAUAAGUUUCGCAAUUACGAGAUAUAAGUCACGCGUAGAUAUUGUCCAGAAAAAAAAAACAUUCCUUCGUCGAAUAAAAUACUUUUAUCCGUGAUUUGUAAAUUCAUAUAAUUUGUACCUACUUAUGUAUACUAUAAUAUACACAUUAUACUGAUUCUUAUAAGCCACAUCUUUACCCGAAAGCCUGAGAAGUGAAACACGAUAAAUAAUAAUUUAUUAUAACUGCACCUUAAAAUCAACAAUAUUACUAUUAUUAUUCGAUCACGCUUACUUUUAAAAGGGUAUAAAAUGAAACUUUUUAGGGUACUUAAUGUAGAGUGAAUAUUUUUUCUUCUCAGACGUUUGGGUGUAUCUAUCUAAUUAAUAUUGAAUCUUCAAAAAUGUCUCUUCUAAUUAUUUCAAAACACAAUGCUAUUCAACUAGUUACUGUCUAGUCAAUAAAUUGCAAAUGAUAUUUCAUGUUCACGAUUAAUUUAACGAUAUUUCGAGUCUAGAAGAUUACGUUACUCAAACCUAAUUAAUGUAGUUUGAUAUCCGUCUCGCAAAACACAAAUUAAUUGUAGCAUCAGAACGUAGAAUUCUACGUUUCAAAAACGUAAUACUAAUAAUAUUGAUAUAACAAUAUAAUAAUAAUAUGCUAUUGUAUGUUAUUAUAAAUUUAGAA